AACAUCUCUGACUACAGCAGGAAGCGCUGUGAAGACUGACACAUUAAUUAAAAAUGGCGAGUAUUAAUCUCAGCAGACUUCUAGUUUUGUUAGCUGUGGCCCAGUAUGGAGGUGCAAGUGACAUUUUUCGGACACCCAGGCAAUCAGGUCCAGGUGGUAUAUUCACUAUAGGUAAUGGUGAGCAGUGCCUGGGGGCGGACAGGUCCACGGGCGGAGUCUGUUUGUCACGAAACCAAUGUAAUACCCAGGGAGGAAAAGCAAUCGGCUUCUGUGGAGUGUUCGCUACAUGUUGCUCUUUGAACGCUUGUGACGUGCGAACCAACACGAAGGUGGCCGUCUUCAUCAAUCCUCCUCUGAACAAGGAGUCCUCGGGCCUGGAGUGUUCAUACAACGUGGAAAUAAACAACAACAACGUGUGUCAGAUGAGAAUUGACUUCGAGACGUUUAACCUGGCGCCGCCCACCACAGUGGAGCCAGUAGAGAACGUGACUCAUCGUCCAGGUUACAUCUGCAAGAACGACAUUUUCCAAAUCACCAACCUGCAAGCAAACUCCGACCUGCUGCCUUCCCUGUGCGGUGACAACAACGGACAGCAUUUGUACGUGCGAGUGAACGCCACCACUAACUCCCGGUCCAUCCGCCUGAACUUCAAGCUAGCGGAUCGCGUCUCCCAACCGAACCUUCCUCAGGCCACGUGGAAGAUCAAGGUCACUCAGCUGGAGUGCUUUAACACCCUCGGUAAAUACCGCGAUGGUAUUUUGGACGCCAUUACAGCGUCACUUCCGGCGACGCCCUUCUCGUCAACCGCAGACAGGGACGAGUAUUUGAUCGCCCCGCCAGGCUGCCUGCAGUACUACCCUGACCGAGCUGGUUUCUUCGAGUCUUUUAACUACAACCGAGGAGCUGGGCCUUACAUCGCGAACCUAGCGUACGCCACCUGCUUCAAAAGGACCUCGGACGUUUGCGGCAUCAAACUGACGGCGGCCAGCUUUGACAUGGCGUAUCACGACGACUCCAACCUGUUCCUGGACACGGACUGUCAGAUGAACCCGGUGACCCAGGGCCUGACGCUGUCCGAGGACUACCUCUUCAUCCCGGAGGCGGAGACCGCUGAUGGUCUCCGAGGAUCCAAGUUCUGUGGUUCCAGCGCAUCUAAUCAGAUCAUCGCCUCGACACCGCCCGGACCUCUCUACGUGUACUUCCACAGCGACAACCUCGUCACCCAGGACAUCAACGAGUCAGGAUACAGGUUCACCUACAACGUCCUCAAUAACUGCUAUCUUAAUAAACGCAAUUAGCGCGCCAUCUUGGACCUGUCACUCGUGACAUGUCAUCAGUCUAACGUCAAAGUGACGUUUAUGUAUGUGAACUCCUUGUAACAGUUUUGUAAUGGCUAGACUGAUUUAGCGUAAAAAAUUUUAUACCAGCAAUGCAUUUAUAAAAUAAAUACUUACGUAUUUUAAGUUA
Danaus plexippus (monarch butterfly) is the source of this 1467-nucleotide messenger RNA. RefSeq lists its product as uncharacterized. The transcript is spliced from 10 exons. The record is from RefSeq and is a predicted model, not a curated record. Lineage: Eukaryota; Metazoa; Arthropoda; Insecta; Lepidoptera; Nymphalidae. Bases 54 to 1298 code for a protein of 414 amino acids.